Gastrolobium bilobum is the source of this 864-nucleotide messenger RNA. RefSeq lists its product as uncharacterized. Gene Ontology annotation, cellular component: membrane. The record is from RefSeq and is a predicted model, not a curated record. Bases 1 to 864 code for a protein of 287 amino acids. NCBI's taxonomy places the organism in Eukaryota, Viridiplantae, Streptophyta, Magnoliopsida, Fabales, Fabaceae. The transcript has a single exon.
AUGGGAUCCAACGUGUGGGUGUUGGUUUUCAGCCUGUGUUGCUGCUCCGUGGUGCAAAGCUUGGACAACACUGCCACUGAAUCAUUGAAUUCCUUGGUUCAAGAUUUUGCUUUCAGGUCACUUGUCAAACACCGGCCUCAAACUGGUGCUCUAUAUGAUGCUCUUCUUCCGCGGAACCUGUCUGGUAUGGACGUUUCAGUAGUACGUCUUAGAAGCCGAAGGCUGUGGAACAAAGGUGCUAACUUUAGCUACUUCCGGAUCCCACCAAGAACCAUCUCCAUUCCCCACGUCAGGAGAUUGGCUAUUGUGUACCAAAACUUGGGCAACUGGUCUUCUCAUUACUACAAUUUGCCAGGUUACACACUCAUCUCUUCUGUUGUUGGCUUCAUGGUUUUUGAUGCCUCCAAUGUAACAGAUACAAGUGUCAGAAACCUCACUCUCAACACAAUGGGUCACCCUAUAUCUAUUCAAUUCCCCAGCGUUGCAUUUACGGAUGGUAUCAACUCAAGGGCGAGAUGUGUAGCUUUCAAUGCUAAUGGAGCAUUUCAAAUUACUGAGAUGAGUUCUCUCGGUAUGUGUUACGCGAGAGACCAGGGUCAUUUUUCGAUUGUUUUCCCAUUGGAGAAGAAGAGGCGACCAUGGUAUCUGCGGGUGAUUGGUUUUGUGCUUGGAUUUUUUGGGUUGAUUACAGUGGGGUAUGCGGGAUUUUCAUCCUUGAGACUUCUCAAGACCAAAAGGAUUCGAGCCAUGGAAAAACAUGCCAACGAAGAUCUGGUUCUUGAAAGUAGAUGGGUUGGCAAUAAUAAAAUGCCCUCCGCAGAAGUGACAAGAACUCAGCCGGUUCUUGAGAGCGGCUUUCCGUAG